Pelagomonas calceolata is the source of this 1628-nucleotide messenger RNA. Lineage: Eukaryota; Pelagophyceae; Pelagomonadales; Pelagomonadaceae. The record is from the annotation of a GenBank genome assembly.
GUCGCGUCCUCGCGAAGCUCGCACGUUUUUGGUAGCAGCGAGAGAGUGUAUCUGCCGGCAUCACUACAGUAAUCUGAUCAGCAACAGCACGGCAUACUUGCAGCACCAAUAGAUACACGCUCUCGCCGCAGAGUCUGCACAAAUGUAUUGUGCUGGCUGAUUCAUGCGUGUCGCACUCCUGCGGGCCGUGCGCUGCACCGCACGAUGCAGCUCCAGCGCACCCCUAGCCGCCCUGCGAGCAGCUGAACUCGCACACGGCACCGCAAAGCUCGACCUCGACAUCGCCGACGCGGACGCCGGCGGCCACGCCUUGCUCGGCCGCAACGGCAGCGGCAAGUCGCUCGUCGGCCGCGCGUUGUGUGGAGACGCGCACAUCAAAAGCGGUUCGCUCGACCGGCCGGCCCGGACGGCCCACGUCUCCUUCGAGGCCCACGAGGCGCUCGCGAAGGAGGACGUUACUGUCUAUGAAGCCCUGGGCAAGCUGCAGACCAAAGCGUCGAAGUACCUCGCGGUACGGUUCGGCCUCCACCCCCUCCUCUGGAGGCCCGUCAAGGCCGUGUCCACGGGCGAGAUCCGCAAGGUGCUGCUCGCUCGGGCCCUCUCGGCGCGGCCCGACCUCGUCGUGCUCGACAACGCCUUCGACGGGCUGGACGCGCCGUCCCGAGCGGCCCUGGCGAAGUUGCUGUCGCAGAUGUCGCGCGGCUGGGGCGACAUCCUCGUCAGAGACAUGCCGUCGGCCAAGGAGGCCGCGCGGACGCAGCUCCUCCAGGUCACGCACCGCGCUUCUGAAAUUCUGCCCGAGGUGACGCGGCUGACCUGGAUUACGGAGGAGGGCGCACGGACGGAGGCACGGACCGCGGACGACGACCUCGAGGCGCGCCUGCUCGCGGCGACGGCCCGCGCGGACGUCGCGCCCGUCGCCGAUCUGAUACGGGACCUCGGCCCGCCUUUAGAUGGAGACGAUUUGUUAGUCGAGGCGCGCGGCCUCGGCGUCACGACCGGUGACACGACGAUCCUGCGGGGCGUCGACUGGACCGUCGCGCCGGGCGAGCACUGGCUCGUCGCGGGCGGCAACGGCGCCGGCAAGUCGACGCUCGCGGCGCUGUUGACGCGGCCCGCGGGCGACGACGGCGUACGGUGGGGCCCGGCGGCGACGCGAUCCAUCGAAGGCGAGGUCCGGACGACCCGCAGCGUCGCCUGGGUCUCGACGGAACUGCACCUGCGGGCCGCCGCGUCCGCGCAAAGCGCCCGGGCCAUGCUGGCGCUCUUCGGCGCCGAGGACGCGGCGCCCUUCGCGGCGGGCCUCGGCCUGCGCGACCUCGAGCGGCCCUUUCGCGCGCUGUCGCAGGGCGAGCAGAAGUUGCUGCUCGUGGCCGCGGCCGUCGCCGCGCGGCCGCGGCUCCUCAUCCUGGACGAGGUCACGCAGGGCCUCGACGCCUUCCAGCGGGGCCGCGUCCUGGCGCUGGCCGAGGCCUACGCGGCCCGCGGCACGCUCGUCUUCGUGACGCACCACACGUCGGAGCACCUCCGAUGUCUGACGCACGUCCUGCACCUCGUCCAGAACGACGCGCCGGUCUACUGCGGCGCGCGCGCGGCGUGGGAUCCUCUAAUCUAACAUAAGUGUGUUC